This is a messenger RNA of Nylanderia fulva, 1665 nucleotides long. NCBI's taxonomy places the organism in Eukaryota, Metazoa, Arthropoda, Insecta, Hymenoptera, Formicidae. The record is from RefSeq and is a predicted model, not a curated record.
AUGACCGGUGCGGACGUCGGAGACGAAAAUGAAGGGACGACAGUCCCUCGUUACAAUGAAGUACUUCCGCUGGUGUUCCAGGGGACCUCGUCGCUUCUAACUCGCGGCGAUCGACGGAGAUGUGUAGCAAAUAAAUACAAGCAACUAGACAACCAGGAAUUCGAAAGAACAGAAAAUAUAGAUACUGUUAAACCUAUAAAAGCUCUACCAAUAUUUAUUUCAGGAGUCAAUAAUAUUAGUCCGUUAAUAAACAUGCUAAAUCUAAUUACUCAAGACAAUUAUACUAUUAAAGUUAAAAACCAAGAAAUACUACAGCACUUCCAAUCCAAGGUCUUAAGAAUGAUUCUAGAUGCUCCAUGGUUUAUAACCAACGAUUUCAUACAACACGACCUCCAAAUACCGAGCGUCAAAAGAGAAAUUGUAAAGUGUUUUCAAAAGGACGGCGGCACACAGCUAAAAUUAAUCAUUGAUUAUGGCGAUAACACGCAAGCAUUGUUCAAACCAAUGCGAUUUCCACGAGAGCAACAGACUUUGCCGAAUCAUUUCUACUUCACGGACUUCGAGAGACAUACCGCUGAAAUAGCCUCCUUCCAUCUAGACAGGCUUCUGGGAUUCCACAGAGCGAUGCCGGUAAGCGGCCGAACUCUCAAUGUUACUACAGAAGUUUAUCAGAUUGCCGACGGCGAGCUGCUCAAGACGUUCUUUGUAAGUCCGGCUGGCAAUCUGUGCUUCCAUGGCAAAUGCAGUUACUAUUGUGACACCGCACACGCGAUUUGCGGUAGCCCGGACACCCUGGAGGGCAGCUUCGCCGCCUUUCUGCCCGACAAAGCCUUCGCGGCCAGGAAGGCUUGGCGACACCCUUGGCGUAGGAGUUAUCACAAGCGGAAGAAGGCCCAGUGGGAAGACGAUUCCGACUAUUGUUCGCUGGUAAAAGAAAUCUCACCCUACGACGAGGGUCGAAGAUUGCUCGACCUGAUGGACAUGGCCGUCUUCGACUUUUUAACGGGCAACAUGGAUCGCCAUCAUUACGAGACGUUCAGGAUUUUUGGAAACGACAGCUUCACGUUGCAUCUGGACCACGGAAGGGGUUUCGGAAAACCCUUUCACGACGAGACGUCUAUUUUGGCACCUCUCUUACAAUGCUGCAUGAUUAGACAGACUACUUUAAGUACCCUACUCCGCUUCCACAACGGUCCUAUGCGGCUCAGCGCUGCUAUGCGGCAGAGCAUGGCGAAGGAUCCCGUGGCUCCUGUUUUAUGGGAACCCCAUCUAACCGCCUUGGACCGACGGAUAGGCAUCAUCCUGCAAGCCGUCCGCGGUUGCAUCGCCCGUGAAAACUCAUCGCAACAGGUUAUUCGCAGUGACGAAAUCGACUCGAAAUUAUAGUCUUUGAUUGUCGAUUUAGAAUAAUUAAUUGCGAUGUAAAAACCGUGUAAAGAAAUCUUUUUGUAAAGGCACUGAUUGAAUUCCGAGGAGAGGAUUUAAGUCCAUUUUUCUUUUUUUCAGUAAAUAUGCAUAGAAACUCACCGAUUUAACCACCACUUACAAUUAAAUAUGUUGUAAGUGGAUGUAAUUUCCUGUAAAAAUCCAAUUUCGGUUGACUUUUCUCUAUCAAUUUAUAGGUCGAAAUUAAAUUAAACCAUUUAUUUCUUUAAUUAAAUCGAU